Molecule: messenger RNA, 1112 nt
Organism: Crotalus tigris (Tiger rattlesnake)
Lineage: Eukaryota; Metazoa; Chordata; Lepidosauria; Squamata; Viperidae
Gene: CUNH1orf146
Product: chromosome unknown C1orf146 homolog
Exons: 6
Coding region: 101-526 (141 amino acids)
Biological process (GO): synaptonemal complex assembly; reciprocal meiotic recombination
Cellular component (GO): chromosome
Source: RefSeq, a predicted model, not a curated record
AUUUUGCACAAAUAGAAGUGCUUUCUGUUAGUAAAAUAUUUCCAAACUAAGUAGGUAACUUUAAGUGGAAUUACAUUCCAGAGUAUAAGUGAUUGCCAAAAUGUCUGGAAGUUGUGGUCAAGAAAAAAUACGAUGGAUUACUACAAUAAUUCUGAGUUCAUCUCUCCAGGAUCAUGAAAUUUCAACAAUCUUGCAAAACCAGCAACACCGGGUUCGUUAUUCAGAUGCAGUGGAAAAUGGAUCUAUUAUUUUCUCACUUUCUGGUGUUGCAUUUUUGCUUGCCGAUACUCAAGAUUUGCUAUUGAUAAAUAGCAAAGUCAUUUUUGAAAGAAUAAAGAAGUUCAUGACCAUUCAUAGAAAUGGAUUUUUACUUUUAUCAGCUGCCCUUCACGGACCAAAAGAAUGGGAAAUGAUGUUCAGAAUUCAGCAAAGAUUUUUAGGCAGUAAUUUACGAAUACUUCCAAUCCAUAAUACUGCUGAAGGUGUUAAAUUAAUGUUGACCAUAGCAAAGGGUUGGAUUAAUUGAACUUUGCAACCUUGAAUGUGCCUCACUGCCUGUCUAUCCUAAAGAGAACUAUGGAGAAUCAAGUCGGAAACAUUUUUUUCAAAUUCCACUCUUGCUUGACAUUCACUUUUUUAAAAAUCUGACAGUUACUUUUGCUGCGGCUCUUAGUUCUGUUCCUCAGUUAUUUUCAUAACCCAUUACAAGUAGCCCUUUCUUAAUUGUUUAGCAACUGUUCAAAAUUACCCCCAAAAGGUACUUACAGCCCGAUUUCCAAGUUCCAAUGGCCACACGUUCCACUGCAAGUCACAUGAUCGCAUUUUGGACAUUUGGGAACCACUCACCUUUAUAGUCAUUUACAGCGUCCCAGGAUCACAUGAUCAUGAUUUCCUAUAUUUUUUGUCAAUUUCUGGCCUGUAUUUCUGGUUUCCAGCAAAAAAAUGCCCAUUGGAUAAAAUGGAUUGGCUUAAUAAACAUGGUUAACAAUCACCACCCCCCAAAAAUGGCCAUGGUUACAUGGUGAUCCAGUUGACGAUCGCACUGACUUAGAACUGUAAUGCCAAGCUUGAUUAUAUUGUAAAUUGAGAGAGAUACUUUUAUGUGACCUUUA